Aspergillus melleus is the source of this 1314-nucleotide messenger RNA. RefSeq lists its product as uncharacterized. Bases 1 to 1314 code for a protein of 437 amino acids. Lineage: Eukaryota; Fungi; Ascomycota; Eurotiomycetes; Eurotiales; Aspergillaceae. The record is from RefSeq and is a predicted model, not a curated record. Gene Ontology annotation, molecular function: monooxygenase activity; FAD binding. The transcript has 5 exons.
AUGGUCGGACACUGGCAUCAACUAAAUGUUGCCGUCAUCGGUGGCGGUAUUGGAGGUCUUGCUGCCGCGACAUCUCUUCGCAGAGCAGGCCACAAAGUCACUGUCUACGAACGAGCCGACUACGCCGGCGAAGUCGGGGCGUCGAUCAGUUGCGCGGCGAACGGUACGCGCUGGCUCGAGGAAUGGGGUGUUGACACUGGGAUCGGAAAACCGGUGAUUCUGCAGAAGUUGAUCCGUCAUGACUGGGAGACCGGCGACGUGCAGGACGUGUAUGAUUUGUCGGACUAUAAGGAUCGAUGGGGUUAUGUAUAUAACAUGUUUCAUCGCGUCAACAUGCAUGAGAUGCUGAUGAUGUCGGCGACUGGUCCCGGGAAGGGUGAGCCGGCGAAGCUGGUAUUGAACCAUGCUUGCGAAUCGAUCGAUCAUGAAACCGGCACGAUCACCUUCAAGAACAAAGUCACCGUUCAGCAUGACUUGAUCGUCGGCGCCGAUGGAAUCGGAUCCGCCGUCCGACGCACGCUCGGCAUCCUCCCCGAGCGCAAACAAUCCACAUCAACAUGUUACCACUGCGUCAUCGAGACAUCGGAAGUCCGCCGCCUCGGACUAACUGACAUGUCACCGAACAGCGCGAUCGAGUUCUGGGGUGGACAAGGGAUCGACAAGAUCGUGUUCUCGCCGUGUCGAAACGGCGAGAUUCACUCGUUCUACUGCUUCUUCCCGACCGCGCUGAGUGACCACGCCGAGGAGGGCUGGAACUACGAGGCGUCACGCGAGCAGCUUCUCGCACCGUUCCCCAAUCUAGACCCCAAGCUGCUAGCCCUGUUCCGGAACUCCACGGACAUCAAGCCCUGGCGGCUGUUCGUGCACCAGCCCUACCCGUACUGGCAGAAGGGGUGCACCUGUCUACUCGGCGACGCGGCGCAUCCGAUGCUUCCGGACCAGAGCCAGGGCGCGUGUCAGGCGAUCGAGGAUGCGGCGGCGCUCGGUCUCGUCUUUAGUCCGGCGUAUUCGUACACGGAGAACGUCAGCGCCGGUUUGGGUUUGUAUGAGAAGAUUCGAAAGACGAGGGCCAGUCGAGUACAGGCGGCGAGUGCGCGCGCGAGGGAGAAUAUUUCGGAGCGGAUUGGCUUCUCCAGUCAGAAGACGAGCCAGCGGUAUAAGGUGGCGAACGAGAAUCAGAAGUUGACGAUUGAAGAGAUGAACGAGUACGAUAUGCAUCGCCAUGUCGCCGAGGAGGCAACGCCUGAGUAUCGUGGUCCGAGAUGGACGGAAGAGGAGGCGAUGAAUCGGGCGGAAAUACAGGCAAGACUGUAG